Molecule: messenger RNA, 582 nt
Organism: Rotaria sp. Silwood2
Lineage: Eukaryota; Metazoa; Rotifera; Eurotatoria; Philodinida; Philodinidae
Source: the annotation of a GenBank genome assembly
AUGAUGGAUUUCGAUUCAAACAAUUUUGAUUUUGAUCCAAAUAAAAUAUCUGCAAUAGAAAAAAAACUUAAAGAUGAUAGUUAUGUUCUUAUACAAUUUUCAAGGGAUCAUUUGCCAAAUGAUCAUCACAUUCUGAAAAAUCUGAAAAAUUUUUUAAUUGAAAUUAUCAAAAAGCUCGAUGGUCAAUGUUUAGAUGAUAAGGAAGAAAAAACUUCUAUUGUUUGGCAUUUUCAACCAAUACAAGCAUCUUCCGAUAGAAAACAAGCUGAAUAUAUGGCAUUAUUUGUUUUAGAACCAGAUCACUUUAGUGAUGGACAAUUAGAAAUAAUUCGAUUAUCAAACAUUUUACAAUGUUUAUCAUUGGAAACAAAAGAAAAGUUACUUAAAAAUAAAAUACAAAUAAAUAUAUCAGAAGAAUUUCGAAAAUCAUCAUAUAUUGAUCAUAUAAAUGUACCAAUUUUGAUAGAUCAUGAUAGAAUUCGUUAUAGAUACGAUAUUUUAUCGCGAGAAAAUAAUGAAGAAUUAAAGGAGAUUAAUUCAAUAAUUAAUACAACCAAAAAAAUAUAUUCCAAAAUUAAAUAA